GAAGGCCCGAGCAUAUGGACCAGGAAUCGAGCCGACGGGGAACAGGGUGAUGCGUCCCGCUGUGUUCACCGUGGACACGUUCAGCGCAGGUCAGGGACAGGUCACCAUCUACCUGGAUCAUCCAGACGGCACCAGAGAGGAGCUGAAGGCGGAGCCUAACGAGGGCAAGAAGACGUACAGCGUCACCUACAUUCCUCAAGUGGUGGGAGCUCACAAGGUGACGGUGAUGUUCGCAGGUCAGCAGAUUCCCAAGAGUCCGUUUGAGGUGAGCGUGGACAAAGCGCUGGGCGACGCCUCCAAGGUCACGGCCAAAGGGCCGGGAAUUGAACCUGUGGGCAACAUCGCGAACAAACCCACCUACUUUGACAUCUACACCGCAGGAGCCGGCACAGGAGACGUCACGGCCAUGAUCAAAGACCCUCAGGGCCGCCAGAACAGUGUUGAGGUGAUGAUGGAGGACAAGGGGGAUGGUGUGUACCGCUGCACCUACCGACCCAACCAGGCCGGCCCACACACUGUGACUGUAACCUUUGGAGGGGUGGGGAUCCCCAAGAGCCCCUUCAGCGUUGACAUGGGGGCCGCCUGCAUGCCGGGGUCGUGCAGGGCGACGGGUCGGGGUCUCCAGCCGACGGGGUUGAGGGUGAAACAGGUCGGAGACUUCAAGGUUGACACCAGGACGGCCGGCAGCGGAGACCUGAAGGUUGUCGUCAAAGGACCCAAAGGCAUGGAGGAGCCGGUGAAGCAGAUCUCCAGUCAGGACGGUGUGUUCUCCUACGAGUAUUUUCCCAACAGUCCUGGCAAACACUCCGUCUCCAUCACCUGGGGGGGUCAGCACAUCCCGAAGAG
Paralichthys olivaceus (Japanese flounder) is the source of this 846-nucleotide messenger RNA. NCBI's taxonomy places the organism in Eukaryota, Metazoa, Chordata, Actinopteri, Pleuronectiformes, Paralichthyidae. The record is from RefSeq and is a predicted model, not a curated record.